Dermacentor albipictus is the source of this 2738-nucleotide messenger RNA. RefSeq names its product protein FAM234B. NCBI's taxonomy places the organism in Eukaryota, Metazoa, Arthropoda, Arachnida, Ixodida, Ixodidae. The record is from RefSeq and is a predicted model, not a curated record.
GACAGCGCAGCGCAGGACCAGAACGCGAAUGUCGCCACACGACGCGGCACGGCGGCCGCGGUGGCCGAGCCUCGCUUUCGCGCUGCUGGCGCGGCGUAGCUGUUGGGCGCGCGGUUGCAGCCAGCUUUGCGGGUGCCUUCCUUCCGAUGUCCGCCGCUCGUAUUGGAGCGCGUCUGUGAAAUCCGGAGACCAUUGACUGCGACCGUUCUGUGUGUUCUCGUCGCGAUCGACUUGACUGUCUGGAAGUGUAGGUGCGCGCUAGCGGGAUCUGCCUGAGGAUACACUGACAUCGUUCGACGCAUGACUCCGUGAACGCCAGCCAGUCUGCCCGCCGACCGGCCAUGUCGGACGAAGAACCGAGCCGUCCGCUGAUGGCUCCACGCAAGGUGUGCGUGCGGGGACCGACUGUGCGGCGACGGCGCUGCGGUGCCGCCCUGUGGCUCCUGCUGGCCUGCGCCGCGCUCGGUGCCGUGGCGCUGGUGCUGCGCCACCACCGGCAACGCCGGCGGGCAGCGCGCUCCGACGGCUGCCGGCAGCUGCGCGUGCACGACGUGUGGCACAACACGAUGCCAAUGCUGACCACGGAGUCGGCCUUCCGCCACUUGGACGUCAACGGGGACGGCACGCUCGACGUGGUCUUCGGCUUCGGAACCGGCCUGGAUGCGUACCGGUACCCGCGGGUGGCGUGCGACGUCUACCUGCCGGCGGCCGGCGGCCGGGGCUGCGGCGGAGGCCUGGCGGCGCUCGACGGCCGCUCGGGCCACGAGCUGUGGCGCCUCUACGUGGCCCACGAGUUGUUCGCGCUCAGUUGCCGGCUGGACCUGGACGCGGACGGCGUGUCGGACUGCGUCGCCGGGGGUCGCAUGGCGGGUCUGUACGCGGUAAGCGGACGCACGGGCGGUGUGCUCUGGGCGCUGUCGGGAGCGGACGAGGCCGUGGUCGAGCGUUCCAACAUGUACACGGCGCAGCACAUGCGCGACGUAGACGCCGACGGCACGCCCGACCUGUUGGUCGCCCACGGAGGAGACCCGCUGCGCGAGCCGGGCGCGCCUUCGGUCCGGCUGGCGGGCCGCCUGCUCGUCGUCAGCGGGCGCUCCGGCAGGCUGCUCAGCUGGGCAAUGGUGCCAGAUGGACGAGAGACGUACUACUCGCCGCAGUUGAUGCUCUACCCGGACGGCACCGAGCUGGUGCUGUUCGGCACAGGCGGCGAGACGCACGGGGGCUCGCUGUGGAGCCUGCCGUUGCGCGAGCUGCUCGCCGGCCGUGCCCACGCGGCACGUGCAAUCUACACGGACCCUAGCAAGGGUAUCAUGACCCCGCCGGCGCUGGUCGACAUUAACGACGACGGCGUGGCGGACCUCGUCAUGGCCGCCUUCAACUCGACCGCGUUCGCGCUGGACGGCCUGAGCUUUACGCGGCUCUGGUCACGCCACUUUGCCCAGUCCGAGUCGUACAGCACACCGGCCGUGGGUUUCUUUGACGGCGACGGGACGCCCGACGUGAUGGUCAGCUACCAGACGGGGCCGGGUUUCCCGCUGUACGUGGCCAGCCAGACGACCGUGCUGGACGGCCGCACGGGUCGGCCCCUGCUUCCGCGCCCCGUGCGCUCGGCGCUUGGAGCACAGGCGUCGCCGCUGGCCGUCAGCAUGCCCGGCAUGGGCCGCGACCUGUUCCUCUAUUGGCUCUCGGACUGCUACCGCGGCCCGGCCGCCGACCACGAUGACCGAGAGUUCGCGCUGGCCGCUGGCACCAGCGUGUACCUGCGCAGUCGCGCCGACUUCUGCCGGCUACGCUUCGGAUCGCGCCUCUACACACGGCUGUAUGCCCUGUGGUCCGACGCCGGGCCCCCUGGUGCGCUCGUCUACGACUCCGACGGCAAGCGGCCCCUCGAGUACGGCGGCCUGCCAAACUUCACGGCCAUCGGAGCUCGCUUCCUGGAGCAGCACUCGGAGUACCGGCGCAUCCGUCGCCACGUGGGGCCGCACGACGCGGGCGGGGUGCAGCGCACCAUCUCGACCGGAACCCUGCUGCCGGGAUCGGGGCCGCGCAGCGUCGACCUGGUGUUCGCCACCUUCUGGUUUUGGCCGACGCGCGUGCGCGCCAUGUCGGCGGAGGAGCGGCGCUGCCUGGAGCGGAUGCGGGCGCACGAGGCGGCCCGCUUUCAAGCGGACAGCCCGCUUUACGGGCUCGACCACGACGCCUUCGAGCAGCUGGCCGUGGCCGAGUGUGGCCAGGGUGACGAGGACAACCAGCUGGCCUACGACCCGUUCGACCGGCGCAUGGGCCAGAUGACCGUGUACCGCGUGCGCCUGCAGUGCGUCUGUGACCGAUGCGCCGGCCCGCUGCCUUUCCGGCACCAGAGGUGGCCUGCGUACAUGGGAGCAGGCGCUGACUGCUAUGCCAGGACGCCCUGAGACGCGCCCGUCCGGAACAGAGAGUCUUAGGUUAUCGUGAUACUCGAAGGGUUGAAUGCCCUCAAUUGACAAAGGACAACCUUCACACAAGUGCAAGCGUAAUCAGUAUUCGCUAUUUUGUGAGUAGGCGCGUGCUACACGACAUUCUGCAAAGCGCAAAAAUACACUUACCAUAAAGAGAGAAGUUUAAGCCGUAUGCUUGAACUUUAAUAAAAAUAACAAGAUAGAGAGAGAGAGAAAAGACCAAGUACAGAACCAACAUGUCGACAGAAUGAGUUGCACUUGUCGAGGCAGGACUCAUAAAUAUAUUUUUGAAAUUUGUCA